Molecule: messenger RNA, 1059 nt
Organism: Solanum lycopersicum (tomato)
Lineage: Eukaryota; Viridiplantae; Streptophyta; Magnoliopsida; Solanales; Solanaceae
Biological process (GO): mRNA cis splicing, via spliceosome
Cellular component (GO): catalytic step 2 spliceosome
Molecular function (GO): RNA binding
Source: RefSeq, a predicted model, not a curated record
AUUAAGGAUCGAAAACCGCUUAAUCUUUUGAUAGCGGACUCCAUUGAUUCUGUCUCUUUCACUUUUUCGGGUCGAAGUUUCAAUUUUUCCGAUUCUCCCAUCGCUCUGCGUCUGAGAUUAGAUUUUGUCUUGAGACCCAGAAGAUAUGACAACGGCAGCUAGACCUACGUGGGCACCUGCUAAAGGUGGCAAUGAACAAGGUGGAACCCGGAUAUUUGGUCCAUCUCAAAAAUACUCUUCAAGAGACAUUGCAGCUCACACAACAUUAAAGCCCAGAAAGGAAGGACAAGACACCCAGGAUGAGUUGCAGAAGAGGAACCUCCGGGAUGAGUUGGAGGACCGUGAGCGGAGGCAUUUCUCUAAAGACAAGAGUUAUAAUGAUGACAGAGAUCGUCGAAAAGGUAGUCAACUCUUUGUGGAAGGGGCUAAACGAGAGAUUGAAGAUCGUAUUGUUCCGCGGAGUGCUGAUGCUGAUGAUGCCGAUGUGGAUGUUAAGAGUGGUGAUGAGAGUGAUGACGACGAUGAUGAUGACGAUGAUGAAGAUGAUACAGAAGCUCUCUUGGCAGAGCUUGAACAGAUAAAGAAAGAAAAAGCAGAGGAAAAACUUCGGAAAGAAAGGCUAGAGCAAGAGGAAGAGCUUAAAGCAAAGGAGGCGGAAUUAUUGAGAGGAAACCCUCUGUUAAACAACAACCAGCCAACAACUUUCAGUGUGAAGCGAAGGUGGGAUGAUGAUGUAGUUUUCAAGAACCAAGCUCGAGGUGAAAUGAAGGCAGCUAAGCGCUUCAUCAAUGACACUAUCCGGAAUGACUUUCACAGAAAGUUUCUUCAUAAAUACAUGAAGUGAAACAUGUCUUUGAAAAAUGCUCCUAGAGUUGGCAAAUAUUAUAAUGUCCAUCCAUGCUUACCAUGCAGUGUACCUUCAACUUAAUCGAAGCAAAUUGAACUGUUUUGUUUUGCUAUUGUAGUGUGUGUGUAAACCAAAACACUAAAUCAUUCUCAAUUUUUAUGAUACUAUACGUUUUAUGAUGUUGAAUAUACAUUUGCUGUGAUUAAACCAAA